This is a messenger RNA of Oryctolagus cuniculus (rabbit), 920 nucleotides long. It is a transcript of the gene CIMAP3, whose product is annotated as ciliary microtubule associated protein 3. Lineage: Eukaryota; Metazoa; Chordata; Mammalia; Lagomorpha; Leporidae. Gene Ontology annotation, biological process: regulation of cell projection organization. The record is from RefSeq and is a predicted model, not a curated record. Gene Ontology annotation, molecular function: cytoskeletal protein binding.
CUUCUUGCCCCCGCCACGCUGUUCCUCUCAGAAACCAAUCCACUGCAACAUUGUUGAGAAAUCAAUAGCAACAGUGGAGUGGGUAAAGCCUCCAGCCAGGGCUGGGCCUAUCUGAAACCAGGAGCUUCUCCUGGAUCUCCUACAUGGGUGCAGGGGCCCAAAUACUUGGGCUAUCUUCCACUACUUUCCCUGAAGCGGUGAAUAACUACUCAUUCGGAACAUGUCAGCAGAGGAAGCUCUUUCCUCACCAUCAUCCCCCAAACCGGUUGGGGAACAAGUUUCUCCCACUUAGGGGCUCGCCUCACAGAGGGCCUGGAUGUUACACAACGGAUUGGUGUGGCUUGGCCUGCAGCCUAUCCAAGAUCCCGACCAGCACAAAAGGAUAUGCUUUUGGAGCCAGAACGGCCUUGAGGUUCCAGCCGAUGGAGAAGGAUAUGAAGCAUUAUCCAGGCAUGUACCAGAAAGUAGAUAUUCAGGAUGGAAAAUACAAACAAACUUUUGCUCCAUUUAAUGUCUUGAUGCCUCGAUUUAGGACCUUUUCAAAGGAUCCUUCUUACCCGGGCCCUAGUUCAUACAACCCAGAGAAGAAGCCACCCCUCAAAGUUGCUUGGCCUAUGCAAUUUGGAUCUCCAGACUGGGCUCAGGUGCCAUGUCUACAGAAAAGAACCCUAAAAACUGAGCUGUCCACAGACAAGGAAUUCAGAAAGCAUCGGAACCGUGUGGCCUACCUAAGCCUUUAUUACAACUGAGAAGCAGUAACUACUUCACAUCCUCCUCCUGAUCACAGACUCUCCAGGAGGGGGCACGGAGCUGCUCUUCUCUCUGCAUUACUGGAGCGCGCUUGUCUGCCAGCAUGGGGCCCAGGGAGGGGCAAGGGGCUCAUAACCACUGUACGUGAACAUAAAGACUAGUUCAGAAUA